Sphaerulina musiva SO2202 is the source of this 3605-nucleotide messenger RNA. RefSeq names its product Nrap protein. The transcript is spliced from 2 exons. The coding region runs from base 1 to 3594 and encodes 1197 amino acids. Lineage: Eukaryota; Fungi; Ascomycota; Dothideomycetes; Mycosphaerellales; Mycosphaerellaceae. Gene Ontology annotation, cellular component: small-subunit processome; UTP-C complex; CURI complex. Gene Ontology annotation, biological process: rRNA processing; tRNA export from nucleus. The record is from RefSeq and is a predicted model, not a curated record.
AUGUCUCCCGCCACGAAGAGACGGAAGGUUGAGCACGUAUCCUCAAGCGACGAAGAUGACGAUGCUUCGUUUGCCUCCUUUGAUGAAGAGGAAGAGGAAGAAGAGGAGGUGAAUUCUGGCGCUGAAAACGACGACGAGGAUGAGGACGAUAUCGAAGACGAUGACGACGAAGACGAAGACGACGAUGAAGACGAUCAUACAGAGGCAGCGCCACAGCCAGCGAGUGCAACACCGAAACCCACAGCCGUCAUAAAAGAGGGCGCUUCCAGGAAAGAGAAGAGUCGCACAUCGUCCAGCAAAUCUCAAGUGGGCGCUACUGCAUAUGCCAACGGAACAUUCAAGAGCAACGUCUUCAAGCUGCAGGUCGACGAGCUGUUGGGUCAGAUCCGGCCUCGGCAGGGCCAGCGCGAGGCGUCCGCGGGAGAAGCUCUGCGAAAGCUGAAGCAUACCAUCGAGCAGAUACCGGCAAGAGGACCACAUCUUGUCAGCGAUGCCGAGAGAGACUUGAUCAAGCAAAAGGUGGCCAUUCCCUUUCCGGAUCCGCGUCCGCCAAAGGACGCCAAAUACAAGUUCAGCUAUGCGAAACCUGCCAAUGUCAACGUGGUUGGCAGCUUCAUGCUCAAGACGUCCACCAGAUCGCGAGACGUUGUAGAGGUCGACAUGGUUGUGACGAUGCCCAGCUCCAUCUUUGAAGAGAAAGACUAUCUGAACUACCGCUACUUCUAUAAGCGUGCAUACUAUCUGGCCUGCCUGGCCGCCGGCCUUCAAAAGUCUCACAAAGCAGAGUUCAAUAUCACCUUCGCGCUCUUCCGCAACGAUCCGUUCAAGCCGGUCUUGGUCAUCAGCCCCUUGGAUCACUCGCUGCCUGCCUCGCAGUGGAGAAUCAACAUCAUACCAUGCGUCAGGAACAACCAAUUCGCAGCGGGCAAACUUGGUCUGGACAAGAACUGUGUGCGAAGUGCUGAUGAUGCCGGAGAUGACGGCGGCGCAGCCACCUCCUUCUACAACUCGUCACUGCGAUCAGACAUGCUCACCACCGCCUAUCUCGAGCUUGUGCAUUCCGCCUCAAAAAGCUGCGAAGGAUUCAAGGACGCCUGUCUUUUGGGGAGUACUUGGCUGCGACAGCGUGGCUUUGCUUCUUCAACAGACGCCGGCGGCUUUGGUAAUUUCGCAUGGUCUGUCUUGAUCGCAUUGUGUCUGCAAGGCGGCGGUUCCAACGGGAGGUCGCUGCUCAGUGAGGGUUACAGCAGCUAUCAAUUGUUCAAAGCAACACUUCAGCUCUUGGCAAUGAAGGAUUUCGUGAAGCAACCUCUGAUCGUAGGCAGCGAUACUGGUAUCGCCAAGUUGGCGGGUGUGCCAGUACUAUGGGACACUGAACGAGCACAUAAUAUACUGUACAAAGUCGGAGAAUGGUCGUACAAGACUUUGCGCCAUGAAGCCAGAUCCACUCUGGCUGCUCUUGGUGACCAGCUUCAUGAUGGCUUCGACGCGACUUUCAUCUUGAGAGUGCAUGAGCCACUAUACCGUAACGACUAUGCGGUACAGAUGUCAUCGAGCUUACUUUCUGCUCGUGGCAGCAGGGCUGACCCUCGAGGUCAACUGCACAUUGCCAGGCUAUAUACGGUGAUGAAGCAGGGAUUGGGAGACCGCGUCAACCAUCUCAGUAUCAUCGCUAGCCCUUCCAGUGCUUGGGAUCUCGGCUCAGCACAGCCGCGCAACGACUCGACAGGCCUCGUCACUAUCGGACUCAUGGUCAAUUCAGAAAACUUCAGGCGAACUGUGGAUCAUGGCCCUUCUGCCGAGCAAAAGGCUGAAGGUGCCGCUUUUCGCAAAUUUUGGGGCGACAAGGCCGAAUUGCGUCGCUUCAAAGAUGGCAGCAUUCUCGAGAGUCUGGUGUGGGCGUCGCCUUCAGAGUGUGGACAGUCGGUGCUUGAGCAAGUAAUUCGGUAUCUGCUUGGACACCACUUUGGUGCAGUAACCACAGACGACCUCAAACUUUCUGGAGAUGGAUUCGGCAAGCUCAUCAGAGGUGGCACUGACAUUUCACCCUUCAGCCAGAUCAACUCGAAGUACAAGCGAUUUGAACAGGACAUACGAGGUCUUUCGCAGCUGCCUCUAUCUAUCCGACAGAUCAUGCCGUGCAAUGCGCAAUUAUGCUAUAGCUCUCUGUGCACACCGCCCAAUGGAGCAGGACGACCCACGCCGGCGGACGUCACGAUACAAUUUGAAGGUUCCGGAAGGUGGCCUGAUGAUCUUGCUGCGAUUCAACGUACCAAGAUUGCAUUCCUACUCAUGAUCGACAAACUCCUCCGUGACAGCGUGCAGUCGAUCACGUGCCGCGUGGGCCUGGAGAACGACGGACAAGACAUACUCAACCAAGGAUUCCUCGACGUCACAUAUUCCAACGAAGCCACAUUCCGUCUUCGCAUCUACCACGAUCGCGAACUACAUCUCCUCAAGACCCAAAUGAAGAACAAGACAACGGACCCUCGAUCGCGAGAGCUAGCGACCACCGGCCUGGCCAAAUACAAGCGCGACUACGAAAAGGGCCCAUCCCAGACUCAAGCCCUCACCCGUCUCUGCACACGCUUCCCGGCCCUCUCAGGCUCCAUUCGUCUCACCAAGAAGUGGUUCGCUUCCCACUUACUGACCAAUCACAUCCCGGACCAAUUGAUUGAACUCUUCGUAAUCCGCGCCUUUGUACAGCCCGCACCUUGGACCACCCCUUCUUCGAUUCAAACCGGUUUUCUCCGGACCCUCUUCUUUCUCUCUCGCUGGGACUGGCGCGCCGAACCUCUGAUUGUUGAUCUUUCCGCUUCCGGAGGUGAACUGAAGCAGUCCAACAUGAACACGAUCCGAGCGAAUUUCGAAGCUUGGAGGCAACUCGAUCCUGCGAUGAAUCGUGUCGCGCUUUUUGCGGCUUCGAACCUGGAUCCCGAAGGUACGACGUGGACGGAUUACGGGAAACCUGCAAAGGUCGUUGUGGGGAGAAUGAUCGGUUUAGCUCGAGCUGCUUGUGGGGAAGUGACUGCAAACUCACUGAAUCUGGAGCCUGCAACUUUGUUCGGGAGUCCAUUGGAAGAUUUCGAUUUCGUGCUUCAUUUGACAUCUUCUGCUUCAUCGUCCUUGUCAUCUGCACGGAGGAAGAUGAUGAUGAUGCAGAAGAAGAAGAAGGACGGCGGUGUUGGAUCCGACGAAAAGUACAAGAAUCUUUCCGAAGAGCUUUCUUCGUUGAACGAUGAUACCGACCCCUCUCUCAUCGGCUACGAUCCUGUGCUGGAUUUCCUCUCCGAUUUAGAACACAUUUACAGCUCCGCAAUCCUAUUCUUCUACGGCGGAGGAGCAGCCGAAGGAGGAGGCGGAACCACAACGGCAGGGAGUAUUCAUCCCAAUGUCAUUGCCGGUCUUUGGAACCCUGAAGUGACGAGGAAGAGGAGUUGGAAGGUGAAUUUGGCUUGUUCGACUAUACCUAUUGUUGCUUCUGGCGAAGAGGGAGAGGGAGAUGAUGUCCAAACAUCUGUGAAUAAAUCUGCUGUCUUGGCGGAGAUUGCGAGGUCAGGAGGGGAUCUUGUCGAGAGGAUUGUUGAGAAGUAAAUAGAAAAGCG